Molecule: messenger RNA, 4488 nt
Organism: Penicillium concentricum
Lineage: Eukaryota; Fungi; Ascomycota; Eurotiomycetes; Eurotiales; Aspergillaceae
Product: C6 transcription factor
Exons: 10
Coding region: 1-4488 (1495 amino acids)
Biological process (GO): regulation of DNA-templated transcription; DNA-templated transcription
Molecular function (GO): DNA binding; zinc ion binding; DNA-binding transcription factor activity, RNA polymerase II-specific
Source: RefSeq, a predicted model, not a curated record
AUGAGUAACUAUCAACGUCGUCUUGUACCAGGUUCCUCGCCUUCUGAGGAUGACCAUGAGGAACGCUACCAUGAACAUGACACUGAGAAUGGUAGUCCACCCGCCGAGGAAGGGAAGGGUUCUGCCGCAAAACGAACAGCAGACGAACUCUCCUACCACCGCGACCUCCUCUCAGAUCUCUUCAAGCUGGUCCGCGAAGCAAAUGAACAAGACGCCCUGCAUCUCCUAACAAUAAUCCGCCACAAUGCCCCCGCAGAUGAAAUCCGCGCUUAUAUAAACGAAACACUCGCCUCAAUCACCUCGUCCACAUCCGCCACAUCUGCAGCCGUCAAACAGGAAACUGUUGCAAAGCUGGAAGAUAUGCGCCAGCUCAUCAAUGUCGAGGGGACCGGUCCCACUUUCAGAAGAAAGGUUAUGGAUAUCCAUUACCUGUGUGACUCGGCGCCUUGUGAAGUGCCUGCGGCGCCGUGGACGAAGGUCACCGCUGAUGCGGAUCUGGUGUCGCAUCUGGUGUCGUUGUAUUUUGCGUGGGAUUGGCCGUUUAGUGCGGUUUUGGAUAAGGAGGUUUUUCUUAGGCAUAUGGCCAGGGGUGUCUUGGGGUCUGAGUUUUGUAGCCCGUUUUUGGUUAAUGCGGUGCUCAGUAAUGCUUGUUACUUCUCUGAAUUCUCCGAGGCUUAUGUUGUUCCCGGUGAUAUCUCUUCGAAAGGGAGCGAUUUCCUUGCUGAGGCAGAGAGGUUGAGGGGUGAGGAGAGUUCCCAGCCUAGUUUGGCGGGUUUGCAGGGGACAUUGUUGAUGUAUGAGAGAUAUGCAAUGUCCCGCGAAGACGAUCUGGGCUAUAUCAUGCUGCACGAGGCCAUCCGAAUGGGCGAGGCACUGGGUUUGGUCGGCAGCACAGGACCCAGGAUGGCUUCAGGUUGGUUAUCUCAUGACAUGGACAUUUCAUGCAAGCGCACAGCCUGGGGUCUUUUCAACGUCGACACAAUGGUCCACACAUCCUUCCUUCGCCCAAGUCUCAUCGACCACGUCAACAUGGCCCGUCUUGAUAUCAACCAGCCCGAAGACAAAGCCCUCUGGCACCCAUACCCAACCCACCGCGACCCGCGCCCGUCAUUCUUCAGUCAGUACUUCGACGAAGCAUGCAAUCUGUCGACAAUUGCGCGCGAUAUCUCGCGCAGCAUGUUCGCAGAUCACAGGAGCAAACCCGCCCUCGGCCCAAUUCACCGCCAGAGCCGUGAGGAUCUCUACGACCGGAUUCGUCGCUGGCAUGAUCUUCUCCCGGAGGAUUUCGAUGUGCGAUACAGACCAGCUCCGCAUAUCAUCUUACUGAAAAUGCGCUACCACGCCCUCAUCAUCAACCUCUUCAGCUGCAUCUCCGAAGACGAAGUCCCGCCCAUACAGUUCGAGCCCAAAACACCCGAAAGCCCGCCGCGUCAUACCCCGGAAAGAAAAUACAACGCGCAGGAAGUAACGCAGAGCGCCGCGCGAGGCAUCGCUGUGCUAACCCGUCUGCACAGACGUGAGUUCGGGAUUAGUCGGGUGCACCAAUUCGCGAUGUACGCGAUCAAUCUGGCGCUGUUUACGAUGCUCGAGCAGGAGUCGUUUGAUGUGCUGGAUGAAGAUUUCCUCACUCUUGCGAGUGCAUUCUCUGUUGUUGCGAGUCGAUCUGCACUGGGCAGGAAUCUGUUUCAUAUUUUCCGGCAGUCGGUUCGGGCCAAGGCGCAGGGGUAUCGGAUUCGGGAGGCGAGUUCUGUGCCUGAUGAGUUGAAGGAACUGUUUGAUGAGGAGUCGAAGGCGAGGGGGUGUAAUCGGUAUGAUGAGUACGCCGAUGGGCUUGAAAAGUUGAAUCAAAAUGAUAAAUACCAUGGGAUUGGAGAGGGAGAUGGAAAAUUGCAGGAUUAUCCUGGUCUUGGGCUUUCGGAUAUGUUGGAUCGCCCAUUGGUAGUAAAUGGUGGGAACAACUUCGACCAGGUUGAUAGAGAAGAUCGACUGGAUGAGAUUCUGUCUGACGUCAAAUCGGCAUUUCAUCGAGACUCCACCAAAGUGGCAAUUUUAAAUGUUGCAUCUGUACCUCAGCCAUAUCCUACACCUAUCCCCAACUCCCCAAUUCAAGCCCAGGGCUUCCAGUAUAUGUCUACCCCAUCAGUCUAUGGAGGGAAUACCGCGCCAAAGGUAGCCAUCCCACGUCUAGCUGGUUCCGACGCCUUGUUACAUGGGCGGCGACGGUCAGCGCGGGCCUGUGAGCCCUGUCGCCAGCGCAAGAUCAAAUGUGAUGGUAUCCGGCCGUUGUGUGGACAGUGUGUUUAUCAUAGUCACACCUGCUCCUACGAAGACGUCAAACGAGUGCGUGACCAGAAACGACUAGGUUCCUUAGUCAAGCGAGUGGAUACAUACGAAGCCCUCCUUCGAGAAUUAGAAGCCGAAGCGGACCACCCCACAGCUCGAAAGAUUAAGAAAGCAUUGAAGUCCAAAAGUGCGAAAUCUAGAAAUAAUGUCGACUACUCCGAUGAUUCCUCGACUUCCAUGGGCUCACUCGAUGCUAUCGACCAGGUUGACGAAGAUUUGGACUGGAAUGAAGACACCCGUGCUGCGGGAUUCUUUGGCAAGAAUUCAGAGGUCAAUUGGAUUCGCAAACUGGAGAGCGGCGUUGGUAUGAAGAGUCUGCAGGAACAUCUGUCGAAUACUUUCCACGAGAGUCGGCGUGAUUCAAUGUCUAUUCAACAACGGCAGCAGUCAUUGGAAAAGCAAAUUCCCACGUCCAUGAUGGAUUAUCACCUCGACAGCUUGGAUAUCCCGUUGAUUGAACCAUGCGACCCAUUAGCUCUGCCUCUGCGGGAAUCGGCAGACAGAUACCUCGACGCCUACCUGAUCAACGUCCAUCCGACAUUCAGCGCAAUUCGGAAGAUGACUUUUAUUUCCCAGUAUCAGCAAUUUUUCAACAAUGCAUCGACACCACCACGGAAAUGGCUGGCCAUUCUCAACAUGAUCUUUGCUAUUGGUUGUCGCUACUGUCGACUUAUAGAUGACCCCCAAAGUACCGGCGAGGAAGACCUGAUAUACCUGACCCGGGCGCGCCAUCUCGGUCUGCAUAGCAAUGUGUUAUUCGAGCACACCGACCUCCAGCAGAUCCAACUCGAGCUCCUCGUAGCAGUCUACUUGCUUUGCCUAGGCCAGGUCAACCGAGCAUCCAAAUUCUCCAACAUGGCCCUCCGCUCCUCCUUAUCCCUCGGCAUCAACCUUCGCCUAACAGACGACCGCACCAAAGACGCCGCCAAAGAAACCCGCGGCCGCCUCUGGUGGUCCAUCUACUCCCUCGAACACCUCCUAACCUCAAUGACCGGCCGCGCCUCCUGUGUCGGCGAAGGCCUCUGCUCCGUCCCCACACCCCUCCCCUACGAAGAGGAAACUUUUGACCAACCCGACGCCAAGCGUCUCCUCCAAGAUCCUGCCCUCCGCGAAGCCCAACUUCGCUCCACCCUCUUCGAAUCCUCGAGUCAACACCACUCCCCCUCAUGGGUGACCACCUGCUCUCCCUGUCCAUCUCUAUUCUUCAACUUCCUCGUCGAUCUAACCCUCAUAACCCACGCCCUCAUGAACAAAGUCUACAGCAUCGAAGGCCUCCGGAGAGGCCCCAGUCAAGUAGAAUACCACGUCCAAAAAUUUGGCCUCCAAAUGAACCGCUGGCUCUCAAAACUUCCUUCCUUCUACCAAUUCACCAUCCCGGACGCCGGUCCCUGGCAUCUAAACCACAACCAACUAGAUGACCUCUCCUCGCCCUUCGUUCGCGAACGCGUCUGUCUAGCAAUGAACUACUACUCCUCCCGCAUCACCCUCUGCAGACCAUGUCUAAGCCACAUCCACCAAACCCCCCGUCACACAUCCCACACAGAUGAAAUCACCGUACGCGCAAAGCUCCGCACCGAAAUGGCAACACACUGUCUGCAAGCUUCUUGUGCACUUAUCUCCAUCCUCCCCGAGGAACCAAAUAUGGCGUGGCUAGCCCGCGCCGCGCCCUGGUGGAGCAUCCUUCAUUUCCUCAUGCAGGCGACUACCGCUCUAUUAUUGGGUUUAUCGUACUGCUCUGAAGCGCGUACGUCCAACAGUCCGGACCGCGCGAAUCCACUCCUCAGCCCUACCACGUCGUCACAGACGGGGCCCUACGCACUACUGUUAGAGACGGAUUUAAGUACAGCGAUUGGAGCGACGAAGAAGGCGCUCGCUUGGCUUUAUACUACUGCUUCUGUGGACCCUGCGGCGCGUAGGGCGUUUCUGCUUUGUGAUGGGAUUGUUAGGAAGAUUGCACCUGGAUUGGGGAUUGAUUUGAGUGAAUGGCCUGAUGGUAGUUCUUUUGGGGGGAUGGACGAGAGGUGGACGGGGUCUAGUGGGAAUUGGAUCUGGAAUGGGAAUGGGGAUAGUAGUGGAAGCAAUGGACAUGAUAGUGGGAUGGAGGUGUUUGAGGAGUUGGUUGAUUUUGAAGGUGGUGUUUUCUAG